Engraulis encrasicolus (European anchovy) is the source of this 3949-nucleotide messenger RNA. RefSeq names its product tau tubulin kinase 2b (gene ttbk2b). Gene Ontology annotation, cellular component: cytoplasm; ciliary transition zone; nucleus. Gene Ontology annotation, molecular function: protein serine/threonine kinase activity; ATP binding. The transcript is spliced from 17 exons. NCBI's taxonomy places the organism in Eukaryota, Metazoa, Chordata, Actinopteri, Clupeiformes, Engraulidae. Gene Ontology annotation, biological process: peptidyl-serine phosphorylation; signal transduction; cilium assembly. The coding region runs from base 426 to 3509 and encodes 1027 amino acids. The record is from RefSeq and is a predicted model, not a curated record.
CGGGGAUAACCAGACCAGUCUCUACCCCCUACUCUAGCGAUAUCCAUACUGUACACUACGGACUGGAAAGCUCCAACUUUACAGGCACCACCAUGGCCGAUGCUGUUGGACAGGAAUUGUCGUUGAGGAAAAGCAUCCUAGUAUGUUGUUGCCUGAACACUACCUCUUUGGAUUGUCGCUAUUGAAUGAAGAAUGGAUCUUAGCUAACGUGUAUGGCUGCCUUGCUAACUUAGCCCAGUACCAACCAAGACACCCAGCGAGGGAUUGCAGUGCCUCUGCUUUUUAUGCAGUCCUCCAUCAACCCGCAAAGGCAAAACCAUUGCCGUGUAUUAAAUCAUCUUGACUGUAGCAGACAGCAUGUGCCGCUGAUGCCAGGUGCGGCACGGGCUUGGGCGUGCUCUGCUCGGUGAGCGAACACGAGGAGGAUGAGUGCGGCGGCGGGGGAACAGACGGACAUCCUGUCGGUGACGGACCUGGUCAGGGACCGAUGGAGAGUGGUAAAGAAGAUCGGUGGCGGGGGGUUUGGGGAGAUCUACGAGGUUCUGGACCAGCUGAACCAGGUGAACGUGGCCCUCAAGGUGGAGUCGGCCCAGCAGCCCAAACAGGUGCUGAAGAUGGAGGUGGCCGUCCUCAAACGCCUCCAGGGUAAAGAACACGUCUGCCGGUUCGUUGGUUGUGGCCGCAAUGACCGUUUCAAUUACGUCGUCAUGGAACUGCAGGGGAGGAACUUGGCCGACCUGCGGCGUACGAUGCGGAAUGGAACGUUCUCGGUGUCCACGACGCUGCGACUCGGCCGCCAGAUCCUGGAGGCCAUCGAGAGCAUCCACUCCGUCGGCUUCCUGCAUCGCGACAUCAAACCGUCUAACUUCGCUAUGGGUCGCCUGGCCAGUACCUGCAGGACCUGCUACAUGCUGGACUUCGGCCUGGCACGGCAAUUCACCAACUCAUCACAAGAAGUCAGACCGCCUCGACCAGUGGCAGGCUUCAGAGGAACAGUGCGGUACGCCUCCGUCAACGCCCACAAGAACAAGGAGAUGGGUCGUCAUGACGACCUCUGGUCUCUGUUCUACAUGCUGGUGGAGUUCAUGGUUGGCCAGCUGCCCUGGAGGAAGGUCAAGGACAAAGAGCAGGUGGGCAAUAUGAAGGAGACGUACGACCACAAGCUGAUGCUGAAGCACCUGCCCUCCGAGUUCAACAUCUUCCUGGAACACAUCUCAUCCCUGGACUACUUUACCAAGCCGGAUUACCAGAUGUUGAUCACGGUGUUUGACAACAGCAUGAAGAGCUACAGCGUGCUGGAGAACGACCCGUAUGACUGGGAACGCAGCGACCCCGACGGACUGCUGAGCAUCCAGACUCUGGCAACCACCGCACAGCAGCUGACACGACUCACGCCCGCAUACAUGGGGAUGGCGAACGCGUCGGCGGUGCCGGGUGACCUGCAGCGUGAGAACACGGAGGACGUCCUGCAGGGCGAGAGGUUGAGCGACGCCGACAACUGCCCCCCCAUGCCCUCCCAGCAUGCACUGGGGGGCGACGUCUGGGAGGAGAUGGAGCGCAACCGCGACCGCAACCGCAACCACCUGCAGACGCCCACGCAGACCACGCCCGCGCAGACGCAUCAUCAUCAUCAGCAUCAUCAGCAGGCGCCACAGAUCAGGAAGGUGGCGAGCGAGGAGGAGCGUAGCCAGAACCAGGGCAACCAGAGUCCCAACAGCGGCUCCAUCCAGGGCUCUCCGCGCCGCGUGCGCUCGGAGACGGUGCUGCUGGACCGCAUGGCCCCGCUGCUGCGACGCAUGAGGCACAGCCAGAGCAUGGGCCUGGACAAGAGGCUCACGCCCGAACCCAAACCCACCAUCGAACGCUUCCUGGAGGCUUACCUGGGUAAGCAGGGUGGGCGUCCGGGUCUCCCCCAGGAUAGGGCUGCUUGUGUUUGCAUGCAGGGUUCCCUGGAGCAGGAGGAGGUGGCUAGUGGCAGCGGGGGCUACGUGGCCGUGACGCUCAGCUCCGUGCCCCAGGAGGGGGACUCACAGGAGUGGGUGAUGGUGGACCUGGAGGGGGGCAGCGGGGGCUCGGCCGGCUCCAAACCCGAAGACGAGGAGCGAUCCGGGACCGCGGGAGGAGGAGGAGGGGGGAGCGGGGCCGGCUGCAACCUGGGGCCCGAGGUGUUGGCCCGCACCUGGUCGGACCCGCUGCCGCAGCGCAGCUCGGGGAACGGCGGCGAGCUCCACCAGGGCAUCCUGGUCCACGCCACGUCGCCCACCUACGGCCGGCUGGCGGGCAUGGGCAUGGCGGGGAUGCCAGGGCUGUGCGGAGGGCUCACGGGGCUGCGCAGGCUGCCCACCAUCCCCUCGGCCGCCGCCAUGCGCAUCGGACGCUCCCAGACAGACGCCGACCGAUGUGAGGGGGAGCGUAGAGACGACCCCGUGCCCCCCCCAGAGGACGAGCAGGAGAGGGAGCGCGAGCUGGGCCCCGACGACCCCCCAUCCCCCCGCCUGUCCCCCCUCGACGCCCCCUCCCCCUCCCCCUCCCCUGACAUCAUCAUCCACCCUUCCACCACCACCACCACCGCCCUGGACGCCCCCAAGCCCAGCUCCUCCAGGGGGGAGGUGGAGGGGGGCGAGAGCGACUCCGGCUUCCCCGAUCAGGGUGACACUACAGCGGGCGGCCUGGAGGGCACGCAUCCCUCUGGAGCCACCCCCCCACCUCCUCAUCCCUCCUCCUCCUCCAGACGCGACUCCGCGUGCUCCCCGCGCGCCAGCCGCAUCCCCGUACGCGACCCGGACUCCCCCACGCGCCGCCCCAUGUCCCCGCUCUCCCCCGCCCCCCUCUCCCCCUCCUGUGAACACUUCCCCUCCGCACUGCUCCGCGACCGCCUGGUGUUGGGGGGGUCUCUGGGCUCGGUGGUCGGCGGGAUCGGCGGCGGGGGGUCGUCGUGGCAGGCGGAGGACCCGCCCUCGUUGUCGUCGGUGUCGUCGGUAGGGGGGGGGCGCAGCAGGAUUCCGAGGCCCCUGAGCCCCACGGUGGCCACCCCGCAGGACAUCGCGCAGUCGCCUGGCAACAACAUGCAGCCGUCUGCCAACCGCUUCCUCCCGCGGCCCCCGCCCGGGAAACCCCCCCUACGGCCCGCCGGAGAUAACAGGCGUCGGCGUUACCGUAUCCGUGCGAGCAGCACCAGUGAUGCGGAUCUCCUUGACAACCUGACCCAGCUGAUGCAGGAGCGAGGGGGCGGGGGAGGGGGCAUUCCCAUUGGCUCCCACUACAGAAGCCACACCUCCUCCUCCCUGCAGCGCUCUCUUAGCUCCUCCCCUUCUCGCCACGAGACGCACGGGGAUGGAGGAGCGGGGCCCUUCCUGGGUCGUAGCCAAUCACCCUCCAGCUUCUCCGGGUCGCCGCCCCCUCUCCGCGCGGCCGAGCUGAGGGCCUAUCACGCGGGGUCGGGGUACUGCCCCAAGGGCAGGCUGGGUAGCCCCGACGGGAAAGUCACAACCACCAAACUGAGCAGGUGAACAGCCAAACACCCAAUCAGAAACAGGGAGGAACAGUCAACCACCAAUCAGAGAAGAGUAGUAGGGACUAAGAUGUGUUGUAUGAUGGGUAGUGAUAUGGGAGAUGUGAGAACUGUGCUGACACCUAAGCCGAGUUUCCCAACACAACUCGAGAGAUCAGCAGUGCAUUCCUCGAAAGCAUCGUUGCUAACUACGUUAGCAACUCACUUCGAUGCAAUGCAAGUUCCCAUUGGCACACUACGAAGUUGCUAACUGGUUAGCAACAAUGCUUUCGAGAAACUGGGUCGUGGGUUGGAUAAAAGCUUGAAAGAACCUGGUGAUGAUGAUGAUGAUGAUGAUGAUGAUGAUGAUGGCAGCAUCAAGGAUGAGGAAAUGAUGAAGAUGAAGAUGACACUGGUACAAAACUAGUCGGUUGCCUUUUCAAACUCCUUCCAAGCACG